Molecule: messenger RNA, 2711 nt
Organism: Lycium barbarum (goji berry)
Lineage: Eukaryota; Viridiplantae; Streptophyta; Magnoliopsida; Solanales; Solanaceae
Product: xyloglucan glycosyltransferase 4
Exons: 4
Coding region: 452-2446 (664 amino acids)
Cellular component (GO): Golgi apparatus
Molecular function (GO): glycosyltransferase activity
Source: RefSeq, a predicted model, not a curated record
UCAUUGUGUGUUAUUUUUCCUUUCUCUUACGCUUGCUUGAACAACAACUACUACUACACACUAUAUUAACUAGUGAUAAUUGCUUAUUAGCAGACAUAUUAAAACAAUUUAAAUUAUAGCCGAAGCUUCCAUGUGCCACGCCAGUCUCCACUGACACCUGAUCUUCUCCUCCUUUUAUUUCUUCUACUCACAAAAAUUAACAAAGCAUAUUCUUCGUCUCUCUCUCUCUCUCUCUCUUAGCUUUGACUUCAAAACUCAUUUAAGAAACUCCUCUUUGCUCUCUAAAUUCCUGUGCCCAUAUAUCUUUUCUGUUCAAGAUCCAGUUUUUCAGAUCAAAUUAUACUCCCCUCAAUGUCACUGUCUCAAUGUCAUAACUCAUAAUUGAGUUCUUGAUAUUCAUUUAUUGCCAUUUUCCUCAAGUAAGUUCUUCAUCUGAAGUUUGUAGACUAUAAUGGCACCAAGCUCAGUAGUUGUCACCAUAGAGAAUCCAAGGAGCAUUUCAUUAGUUGAAGUCAAUGAUUUGAAUUCACCAUCAGCUUUUAGGGAUAAAAAUAAAGCUGCAAAUCCAAAAAGAUUCACUAAAGUCCUUCUUUUGAAAGCCCAAAGAACACUUGGAUGUAUCCCAUGGUUGGCUAAUAAUUUGUUUACAACUUUUGCUUCUGUCAAGAAACGUAUUGCUUUAUCAGAUGAAAGAGAUGAAGAGCCAAAAUACAGGGGAAAGUUGUACAGAUUUAUUAGAGUUUUUCUUGCUAUUUCAGUGGCGGCUUUGUUUAUUGAAAUCUUUGCUUAUUUCAAUCAGUGGCAUUUAAAUCUGGUGAAUCCUUGGGAGGUUCAAAGUCUUUUGCAAUGGACUUAUAUGGCUUGGAUUUCAUUUAGAGCUGAUUAUAUUGCACCUACACUUGCCACACUUACUUCUUUUUGCAUUGUGCUAUUCCUAAUUCAAUCAGUAGAUCGACUAGUUCUUUGUCUUGGAUGUUUCUGGAUGAAGUUAAGGAAGAUCAAGCCAAUUAUCAAUGAAGAUGCAAGUGAUCCUGAGGGUGGAUCAUACUUCCCCAUGGUUCUUGUACAGAUUCCCAUGUGCAAUGAAAAAGAGGUUUUUGCGCAAUCAAUAGGCGCUGUUUGUCAGCUGGAUUGGCCAAAAGACCGAAUGUUGGUACAAGUAUUGGAUGAUUCAGAUGAUGAAGUCCUGCAGCAAAUGAUCAGGAAUGAAUGUUUAUCCUGGAAAGAGAAAGGUGUCAACAUCAUCUACAGACAUCGGUUCAUCCGGACUGGUUACAAAGCUGGCAACCUUAAAUCCGCAAUGGCUUGUGACUAUGUUCAGGAUUAUGAAUUUGUUGCAAUUUUUGACGCCGACUUCCAACCAAAUCCUGAUUUCCUUAAACUGACUGUACCUCAUUUUAAGGGAAAACCGGAUGUUGGACUUGUUCAAGCACGCUGGACCUUCGUUAAUCAGGAUGAGAACUUACUUACUAGGCUUCAGAACAUCAACUUGUGCUUCCAUUUUGAGGUGGAACAGCAAGUGAACGGUCACUAUCUCAAUUUCUUUGGAUUCAAUGGAACAGCUGGUGUUUGGAGAAUUAAGGCUUUGGAGGAGUCUGGUGGAUGGUUGGAACGCACAACUGUAGAGGAUAUGGAUAUUGCGGUCAGAGCACACUUGUAUGGAUGGAAAUUUAUCUAUGUUAACGAUGUAAGGGCCCUUUGCGAGUUACCAGAAUCCUAUGAGGCUUACAAAAAACAGCAGCACCGUUGGCAUUCUGGUCCUAUGCAACUCUUCAGACUAUGUCUUCCGUCAAUCCUCAAGUCCAAGAUCUCAGUCUGGAAGAAGGCCAACAUGAUAUUCCUUUUCUUUCUUCUAAGGAAGCUGAUAUUACCCUUUUACUCAUUCACAUUGUUCUGUAUCAUACUUCCACUAACAAUGUUCAUACCAGAAGCCGAAUUACCUCCUUGGGUGAUCUGUUACGUCCCUAUCGUCAUGUCCAUUUUGAACAUCCUUCCUUCACCAAAGUCUUUCCCUUUCCUAAUGCCAUACCUCCUAUUCGAGAACACAAUGUCUGUCACAAAAUUCAACGCCAUGGUCUCGGGGCUAUUUCAGUUGGGUAGUUCCUAUGAAUGGGUGGUCACCAAGAAAUCAGGCAGAUCUUCGGAAUCGGACUUACUAGCAUUUGCUGAGAGGGAAUCAAAGAAUAUGAAUGAAGAGAAAAUUUCAAGAAGGCUAUCCGAAUCUGGUCUAGAACUAUACGGAAAAAUAAAAGAACAUGAAGAGGUCCCCAAGAAAAAGAAAGCAAACAAAAUCUACAGGAAGGAAUUAGCACUUGCUUUUCUUUUGCUCACUGCAGCUGCAAGAAGCCUAUUAUCUGCACAGGGCAUACAUUUCUAUUACUUGCUGUUUCAAGGCUUAACAUUUCUUAUAGUUGGCUUGGAUUUAAUUGGAGAACAAGUCAGCUAACAAAAGCAAAGAGUUUUAAUAUUUUAUUUUAUUUGGCACAUCAUCUGUUUAGAGACCAAAAUUUCCAGUUGAGUAGCAAUCAAAACUUGGCUACAAACUGGAUUUUCACCACAAGAAUAGUUACAGGUGAAUUUUAAACAAGUAGCAUACUCAGAUUCAUUCAUAUAUACUUUAUUUUAUUUCUUUUCAUUUGUGAAAUUUGUAAUUGCCUUUACUAUUUCAAGCAAAAUAAUGGGAAUUGGAAAUAUUGUUGACUUACUGUGAA